AUGGUGUACUUCGCAGAGUCCUGCUCGUCCUCGUCGUCGGACGAAGACCUCAAUGAACGACCACCACCACCGUCAGCAGCAGCAGCAGCAGCGCAGCGGAGGAAGUACUCGUACCAGCCGACGCAGCAAGACUUGCCCUCGCCGCCGGUCGACAGUAUCGGGCUUGUCGUCGCUGUCGUAGACGGUCCGCAGGAGCAGCAGCAGCAGCAGCAACGCACAGUCGGCAGGGGUUUCGCGGUGGCCGCCGAACAGCCGCAGGAGCAUCAGCAGCGACCAGCACUUGCAGCCGAGGAGGACGAGGAGCAGCAAGGCGAGGAACGGCAGCUAGCGGCUCCGCACGCCCAUCGUUCUCGCCCGGCUGUGGCCGAACGGGAGAAGGAGGAACGGGAGGGCGACGACGGUCGUCGUCCUGCUGCUGCUGUCGCCACCCCCACAGCUAGUCGUCGCCGGUCGCGCGCCGUCCUCGUGCCAGCUGCCGGCGGAAGUGGGGGCCGAAGCGGAGAAGGCGGUAGUGAGGAAGGUGCCGGCAGUAGUAGUAGUAGUAGUAGUGUCGGAGGAUCGAAGCGUCGCAGCACCAGAGCGUCCGCAGCGCAGCGUCACAGCAGUAGCGUCACAGCAGCGGCGGCUCCCGUGGACAGUGGUGAGGCAGUGCACCGUCAGCCCGACGAUACUGGCACGGUGAGCCGGCCAGCACGCUCGUCGUCCUCAGCUCCAGCCACUUCGAGCUCGUCCGGCGGCGCUGCGCCGACGUCGUUGCUGCGUCAGCACGGCUCGGGUGCAACAAAGACUCGGUGCAUCGCGCAGCCGGCGACCAAGGCGACGACGACGACGACGACGAAGAAGACGGGGAGAAACCGGCGACAGAACAGCACGGUGCAGUAG
This is a messenger RNA of Anopheles coluzzii, 882 nucleotides long. Its product is annotated as centrosomal and chromosomal factor-like. NCBI's taxonomy places the organism in Eukaryota, Metazoa, Arthropoda, Insecta, Diptera, Culicidae. The coding region runs from base 1 to 882 and encodes 293 amino acids. The transcript is spliced from 3 exons. The record is from RefSeq and is a predicted model, not a curated record.